UCGGAUGGGACUGGGGUGCAGCCUCCUCUUCCCUCCUCUCCCCUACCUUGGCCAGCUGCUGAUCCCGAUGAUCACAGGUGAGGAGGUUCCAGCUGAGAAGACAGAGCAGAUGCUGGCAGAGGUGAAGAACAACCUGCAGCUCUUCGAGGAGAAGUUUCUGCAGGACAAAAUGUUCAUCACAGGGAACCAAAUCUCCCUGGCCGACUUGGUGGCCCUGAUGGAGAUGAUGCAGCCCAUGGGGGGCAACCAUAACGUCUUCCUCAACAGCUCCAAGCUGGCCGAGUGGCGCAUGAGGGUGGAGCUGGCCAUUGGCUCUGGCCUCUUCUGGGAGGCCCAUGACCGGCUGGUGAAGCUGGCAGAGUGGGACUGUUCAACGUUGGAUCCCACGGUCAAGGCGAGGAUCUGUGAGUUGCUGCAGAAGUUCAAGUAGAAGCAGCCCAUCCUGCAGGGCCUGGCGGGCUCAGCCCUCUGAGCCUCCUUCUUAGGGGAGAUGCUGAAAACAACCCUGUUUCUUUGUCUAAUAAAGAACUGGAACAGCCACCACUGCUGCUGAGCCUGGGACAGUUGGGGUGAGCAUAGGGCCUGAUGUGGGAAGGGGUGGUGCUCAUGGGCCCUCCCA
Molecule: messenger RNA, 619 nt
Organism: Diceros bicornis minor
Lineage: Eukaryota; Metazoa; Chordata; Mammalia; Perissodactyla; Rhinocerotidae
Product: glutathione S-transferase theta-4-like
Exons: 2
Coding region: 5-430 (141 amino acids)
Biological process (GO): glutathione metabolic process
Cellular component (GO): cytoplasm
Molecular function (GO): glutathione transferase activity
Source: RefSeq, a predicted model, not a curated record